GAUCAACACAAUGCAUUGUCUGUUUCUGUCCCUGUGCGGUUUGUUCGGUCUGGUAGUGAUGACACAAGGCCGCUCCGUGGAAUCGAACACAAACAGUAACCACGAUUUACACCGGCUAAAACGACAUCUUAUAAAAGGCUUGUACCUGAAGCGAUCAGUGGCGGACAACAGGGUCGAGUCGUACUCCCCCCACGAACCCUUUGAACCCUCUCUCAGUGAAGACGACGUCCUCGGCGAGCAGCUCAUGGAAGAGUUUCUUACUUUUCUCACCCUCAAAGAUUCGGGAUUCCUCGAUAUGUGCUUUCAGAAGAAAUAGGAUUCAUCUGCCUGCUACUGUGGAGUUUCCAGGUCCAAUACAUUUAUAACAACUGUCACCACAGCCACGCCACACGAACAAGACGAGUCGAUGUUUAGCACGUCAACUCGGCAAUUCCAAUCAGACGACAUACCUGUUUUCAUAUGUACAAACAUUGCAUUUGAUUUUGAAAAUAUAAUAAAUAUAUUUUUUGAUCUUGGAAAGCC
This is a messenger RNA of Gigantopelta aegis, 522 nucleotides long. RefSeq lists its product as uncharacterized. The coding region runs from base 11 to 316 and encodes 101 amino acids. Lineage: Eukaryota; Metazoa; Mollusca; Gastropoda; Neomphalida; Peltospiridae. The record is from RefSeq and is a predicted model, not a curated record. The transcript is spliced from 4 exons.